ACGUUCUUCCAUCGCUGCGGUGCAGUGUUGAAGCAAAAACAAAACAAAAUCAAAACGUUGGAAAAAAAGCAAUUUAUUUUGGAAAUUAUUAAGGUGGGCCUGUUCGUUCGCGCCUUCAGCAUGGCGUGGCGUUCCGUGGGAGCCAAUAAUGAAGACCUGAUUCGUCAACUGAAGGAGCACGGCGUCAUAGCCAGUGAUGCAGUGGCCAAGGCGAUGACAGAGACCGACCGAAAGCACUACUCUCCGCGGAACCCCUACAUGGACGCCCCACAACCCAUCGGAGGAGGUGUCACCAUCAGUGCACCUCAUAUGCACGCCUUCGCUUUGGAGUAUCUGCGCGAAUACCUAAAACCCGGUGCACAUGUGCUGGAUGUGGGCUCUGGAUCUGGGUACCUCACGGCCUGCUUCUAUCGUUACAUCAAGGCUAAGGGCGCCAGCGCCGAGACCCGCAUCGUGGGCAUCGAGCACCAGGCUGAUCUGGUGCGACUUAGUAAGGCCAACUUGAACACCGACGACCGCAGCAUGCUCGACUCCGGCAACUUGCUGAUUGUCGAGGGCGAUGGGCGCAAAGGAUAUCCCGCCAACGCCCCCUACAACGCCAUCCAUGUGGGAGCUGCUGCUCCGGACACGCCCACCGAACUGAUCAACCAACUGGCAAACGGUGGACGCCUAAUAGUGCCCGUGGGCCCCGACGGCGGCUCCCAGUACAUGCAGCAGUACGACAAGGACGCCAAUGGAAAGGUGGAGAUGACUCGACUUAUGGGCGUGAUGUACGUGCCCCUUACAGACCUACGCUCCUGACUACACCGUGUGGGAUCGACACUGGUUGUGGUGGUGCUGCUCGGCUUGAUUCUCUACCAAUUUUGGGCUUAUCGCUAGUGCUAAUUAUCCAAUCAUAAUUCAAAUGCUUGUUUUCACGUUGAGUCCAAUUAAAUAAGUUUCCUGAACAAACUCA
Molecule: messenger RNA, 955 nt
Organism: Drosophila elegans
Lineage: Eukaryota; Metazoa; Arthropoda; Insecta; Diptera; Drosophilidae
Gene: Pcmt
Product: protein-L-isoaspartate(D-aspartate) O-methyltransferase
Exons: 4
Coding region: 121-801 (226 amino acids)
Biological process (GO): protein modification process
Cellular component (GO): cytoplasm
Molecular function (GO): protein-L-isoaspartate (D-aspartate) O-methyltransferase activity
Source: RefSeq, a predicted model, not a curated record